GAGCACUGCCCCCACACGUGCACGCCCUGCACACAUGCAGCCAGCGUGCCUCAUUCGUCAAUCACCAAGCAAGACAUCCGUUUCAGCCGUGAAUAUAUCGCACUUAAGGCAAGAGGAUUAGUUUCUUGCGAGUCUCAGUACUUCAAGGUUAUGACAAAUAUUUCAGCACGACUGGUUUCCCGUCCUAGCAUUGCCUUACUCGUCCAAACCCACCAAGCGUCUCCCGCCAGUGUGUAUCUCAUCCAGGGGUCGUCUCCCCUCCACCCAGGCCGGUUCCUAUCUAAAUUGCAUGAAGCGUCACCUUGAAGGGCGCCCGGUGGAGGUCUCCUUACAUAUUUCACUAAACUAUCUGGUUUGACAUCCCGGCUGCUCGGUUGGUGUGGUUAUGCGUCUGAAAUAAUGUUGCUUAUCCGCACGGUGACUGGUGGCUGGCCUAUCUCCUUCGCUAUCUGGUGUUCAACGCACUUCAUCCCUCGUAAUACUUGAGAUAAGUGUCAAAAUUGCCUCGGUGAGCGAUGUUCACACUUGUAUUAAUUCAGUAAAUAUUGGAUAAGACGGACUCUUCCCUAGCUUGCCCUCAGAAGAAAAGAAAACGAAAAACUUGCCGUCCUGCAGGGUCUGGCGCUGCUGCUGGGAGUAUCCUUGAGAGCCUGAGAGGAGGCGAUGAGAGCUCGGCGGUGCGAUGUGUUGGUCAGUCCAGUGCUCUGGUCCCUCCUGAACACACGGCCGGCUGCAGGGACUCACUGCCGUCACCUCCACUCAGACGCGUCAGCUGCUGCAUGCACAUCAAACAAAACCUUCAUCUUAGACAACUUUAACAAUUUACUUGGUGAGUCAUGAGACAGCCAGUGUUGUGGAUGGUGGCGACGGUGGUGGUGGCGGUGGCGUGGGUAGGCGAGGCGGCCCCCAGCAGGGUUCGCAGGGACAGUGAUUGUGACACGCCUUCCGAUGCCGAUCACAGCCUGCAAGACCUGGGGCAGCAGCAUGCCGCCCAGCAGGCAGCCCUAGGAGGUCUUCCCCUACCAAGCCCAGGCAUGCCCCUUCCACCAGCCCAGCAAACCAUGCUCCCUCAAGCACCACCCACGGUGGCCGCCCCUGUCCCGACCGCCCUUGCCGCACCAAUCCCUGCCCCUCUAGCUCCUGCCCCUACAAUGGUUGCCCCUGCCCCUGCAGCCCCUGCUGCACCAGCCCCUGCCCCUACAAUGGCUGCUCCUGCUCCAGCUGCCCCUGCCCCACCAGCGGUCCUUGCUCCAGCUGGCCCUGCCCUUGCAACCCCUGCCGCACCAGCCCCUGCUCCUAGAAUGGCUGCUCCCGCCCCAGCUGCCCCUGCCCCUGUAGCCCCUGCCGCACCAGCCCUUGCCCCUACAAUGACUGCCCCUGCAGCCCCUGCAGCCCCUGCCCCAGCUGGCCCUGCCCAUACAAUGGCUGCCCCUGCAGCCCAUGCCCCAGCUGACCCUGCCCCUGCAGCCCCUGCCGCACCAGCCUCUGCCCCUACAAUGGCUGCCCCUGCAGCCCCUGCCCCAGCUGGCCCUGCCCCUGCAGCCCCUGCCGCACCAGUCCCUGCUCCUAGAAUGGCUGCUCCUGCCCCACCAGCGGCUCCUGCCCCAGCUGGCCCUGCCCCUGCAGCCCCUGCCGCACCAGCCCCUGCCCCUACAAUGGCUGCCCCUGCAGCCCCUGCCCCAGCUAGCCCUGCCCCUGCAGCCCCUGCCCCAGCUGGCCCUGCCCCUGCAGCCCCUGCCGCACCAACCCAUGCUCCUAGAAUGGCUGCUCCUGCCCCACCAGCGGCUCCUGCCCCAGCUGGCCCUGCCGCACCAGCCCCUGCCCCUACAAUGACUGCCCCUGCUGCACCAGUCCCUGCCCCUACAAUGGCUGCCCCUGCAGCCCCUGCCCCACCAGCGGCUCCUGCCCCAGCUGGCCCUGCCCCUGCAGCCCCUGCCGCACCAGCCCCUGCCCCUACAAUGACUGCCCCUGCUGCACCAGUCCCUGCCCCUACAAUGGCUGCCCCUGCCCCACCAGCGGCUCCUGCCCCAGCUGGCCCUGCCCCUGCAGCCCCUGCCGCACCAGCCCCUGCCCCUACAAUGACUGCCCCUGCUGCACCAGCCCCUCUCCCUACAAUGACUGCCCCUGCUCCUGCAGCCCCUGCUCUACCAGCGGCCCCUGCUCCAGCUGCCCCUGCCUCUAGCUGCCCCUGCCCCUGCCCCUUUAGUUCCUGCCCCUGCAGCCCCUGUCCCACCUGCCCCUGCUCCUGCAGCUCCUGCUGCACCAGCCCCUAUCCCUAA
Molecule: messenger RNA, 2279 nt
Organism: Portunus trituberculatus (swimming crab)
Lineage: Eukaryota; Metazoa; Arthropoda; Malacostraca; Decapoda; Portunidae
Product: vegetative cell wall protein gp1-like
Exons: 2
Coding region: 837-2279 (480 amino acids)
Biological process (GO): regulation of DNA-templated transcription
Cellular component (GO): nucleus
Molecular function (GO): nuclear receptor activity; DNA binding
Source: RefSeq, a predicted model, not a curated record